This is a messenger RNA of Lactuca virosa, 1611 nucleotides long. The record is from the annotation of a GenBank genome assembly. NCBI's taxonomy places the organism in Eukaryota, Viridiplantae, Streptophyta, Magnoliopsida, Asterales, Asteraceae.
UUGUAGAGAAAGGAGAGAAACGCAGUUUACUCAUUUAGUGAAGAGUCUGAAGACCGAAGACAAGAGUACAAGACUUGUCGGAAAAAUAUUGCAUAAUCGCCGGAGACAUUAUUUUCCGGCUAACCAGAACACAUGUUCCGUUGCUUGCAUAAUUACGUUCUAACAGUAUCAGAAUGUCGCUGUAUGAUAAAGCGUUUAUAAACAGCGAGCUCUCAAAACCCACCUCGAUAUUCGGUCUUAGGCUAUGGGUCGUCGUCGGAAUCUUCGUCGGAGUUAUCAUUGUUCUCCUACUGUUUCUUCUCUCCCUCUGUAUAACCUCUCGCCGACGAAACUCUCCGUCGAAUAAAAGAAAGAAGAAAUUUGAACAAACCCAAACCCUAACCCCCGCUGUGUCAAAGGAUAUACAAGAGAUCGUCCAUCAUGACGCAAUAGCGGCGGUGGAUCACCGUCCACCUGUGGCGGAGAUUCAAAUCGAUUUAGGGAAGUUGGAGCACCGGGUGGUUUUCUCCGAUCGGCAGUCGAGCGGUGAGAGUAGAGCAACAAGUAUCGAAACGCCGUCGUGUGGUGGUGGCAGUAGUGUGCCUUCUUUGCCCGAGGUUUCGCAUCUAGGAUGGGGCCGGUGGUACACGCUCCGGGAGCUUGAAGCGGCGACGAAUGGACUUUCCGAUGAAAAUGUUAUCGGAGAAGGUGGUUAUGGCAUCGUUUAUAGCGGUGUGUUGGGGGAUGAUACCCGUGUUGCAGUCAAAAACUUGUUAAAUAACAGGGGUCAAGCUGAGAGAGAGUUCAAAGUAGAGGUGGAUGCAAUCGGGCGUGUAAGACACAAAAAUCUUGUUCGCUUGCUAGGAUAUUGUGUUGAGGGAGCCUACAGGAUGCUCGUUUAUGAGUAUGUAGAUAACGGGAAUUUGGACCAAUGGCUUCACGGGGAGGUUGGAGAUGUUAGCCCGUUAACUUGGGCUAUCCGCAUGAACAUCAUUUUGGGAACCGCAAAAGGUUUGGCGUAUCUUCACGAGGGUCUCGAACCAAAAGUGGUCCAUCGGGACAUAAAAUCGAGCAACAUAUUAAUCGAUCGUCAAUGGAAUUCUAAAGUUUCCGAUUUUGGUCUUGCCAAGCUGUUAUGUUCCGAAAGCAGUUAUGUUACGACUCGUGUAAUGGGAACUUUCGGAUAUGUUGCACCAGAGUAUGCUUGCACGGGUAUGUUAAACGAGAAGAGUGAUGUAUAUAGCUUCGGGGUACUAAUUAUGGAGAUCAUUUCCGGAAGAAGUCCCGUUGAUUAUGCUCGACCUCAAGGAGAGGUGAAUUUAGUGGAAUGGUUGAAGACAAUGGUGGGAAACCGAAAAGCUGAAGAUGUGGUGGAUCCAAAGUUACCCGAAAUACCAUCUUCAAAAGCGUUAAAACGUAUACUUUUGGUUGCUCUUCGGUGUGUAGAUCCAGAUGCACAAAAAAGACCCAAAAUGGGACACGUUAUUCACAUGCUUGAGGCUGAUGACUUGCUCUUUCAUAGAGACGACAAUCGUAGUAGAUAAUAACUAUUGUUUUUUAUAUGUUUUAACUGUUUAAAGGCCUAAAGUUACAUCACUAUUGGACCACACAUAUGUAUGUAAUGUUAUUCAC